AAGUGACAGCAAAUAGUGCAAAUUUUAUUUUAUUGUGUCUAUAGCUUUGGUCAAGCUUGUGUAUAAAAUAUUAACGAAAAAACUUCCGUACAAGUGAAAUAUAAAUUGUGAUUUUUAUUAAAGUGUUCAAAAGCACACACCACUUUCGGUGUUGAAGUGCUGCAUUUAGGAAGAUGUCCCGGAAUUCAAGACCAGGCCCGAUACCAAAUCGUUGGCUGCAUUGCCCACGAAAGGGUGAAAAAUUAAUUGCUGAAAGAUUUUUAGCAUUUAAAACACCAUUAAGUAGUGCAUUCGAUGAUCAAAUGCCGCUGGAAUGUAUUUUUCAUCCUGAAAUGAUCUUUGGGUAUAUUAAAACAAUUAAGUUAAAGCUGGGUCUUUGGAUAGAUUUGACCAACACAACGCGAUUUUACAAUCGUCAAGUUGUUGAAACACGCGGUGCUCAAUACGUAAAGCUACAGUGUCGAGGCCAUGGAGAAACACCUUCACGCGAGCAAACGCAGCAAUUUAUUGAAAUAGUUGAUGGUUUUAUCAACGAACGUCCUUUUGAAAUUGUAGGCGUGCAUUGUACACAUGGCUUCAAUAGAACUGGAUUUUUGAUUGCUUCCUACUUAGUGGAACGUCUAGAUUACUCAAUAGAAGCAGCGCUAGCCAUAUUUGCAGAGGCGCGACCUCCGGGAAUUUAUAAACAGGACUAUAUUGAUGAAUUAUUUCGUCGAUACGAUGAAGAGGAAGAUCCACUACCAGCUCCACAACUACCAGCUUGGUCUUUAGAGUACGAUGACGGCGAUGGUAGUAACUCAAAUUCUUACGAAUCACAUAAGCGUAAGGCAGACAACGAAGAUAAUGGCGAUGAACAAGAGGAACUCGAAGAUGAUGAUGAUCAAACAGACGAACCGGGCGCUUCCAAUGGUGGUGGUGGUGGUCAUAAAAAGAAGCGACGCAAGGAGUUAGUUAUUAAAAAUGCCACGUUUAUGAGUGGCGUACCAGGUGUAGUACAGGUGACUGAUCAACCAAGAUUGGGCGAUCUGCAGCUAAAAGUGCAGGAAAUGUGCGGUUGGAAAAAAUCCGGUUUUCCUGGCUGUCAACCAGUUUCUAUGGAUAAGAACAAUUUAAAACGUUUAAGCGAGAUACCGUAUCGAGUGUCGUGGAAGGCAGAUGGCACACGGUACAUGAUGCUUAUCAAUAAACGUGAUGAGAUUUACUUUUUCGAUAGAAACAAUACUUGUUUUCAAGUCGAAAACCUGACAUUUGUUAAAGCUGGCAAUUUGAGUCAGCACUUAGAAGACACACUUUUGGAUGGAGAAAUGGUAAUUGACAAACUUAAUGGUGAAUCCAUACCGCGCUACCUCAUUUACGACAUAAUUAAACUUACAAAUUAUGACAUUGGUUCCAAGCCAUUUUAUCCCGAUCGGCUGAAUUGUAUCAAAAAGGAAAUUAUAGAACCACGCUACGAGGCUAUAACCAAACGUUUGAUUAAUAGACCUUUGGAACCAUUCAGCAUACGCAAUAAAGACUUUUGGGACAUACGCCAAUCGGGCUCUUUAUUAGGCGAAAAGUUCUCCAAAUCAUUAUUACAUGUACCCGAUGGUCUAAUCUUUCAACCUUCCAAACAACCCUAUACUGCUGGUGCAUGCCAGGAUGUACUUAAAUGGAAACCUAGUAAUAUGAACUCGAUCGAUUUUCGACUAAAAAUUAAAGUGGAGUCUGCGCCUGGCAUGUUAACUGAGAAAAUCGGCUACCUGUAUGUCGGUGGAUCAAACGAUUGUUUCGCCAAGAUGCGAUAUACAAAAGCAUUAAAAAAUUUAGAUAAUAAGAUCAUUGAGUGCGCAAUCAAUCAGAAAGGCGAAUGGGAGUUUAUGCGCGAACGCACAGACAAAACGCUUCCGAAUAGUUACAACACUGCUGCAUCGGUUAUGGAGAGUAUACGUUAUCCGAUAACACAACCUUGUUUACUACACUUUAUUGCAAACUAUGGUUAUCGCGAUGACAAUGACAUGAUGCCACCACCACAGCGUCAGCCACAGCAUUCGCAACACCAUCAUCAUCAUCAGCAGCAAGUGAAACAACACAGCCAACCACCAAUGCAGCAACAUCAACUGCAAAUGCAAAACCGUCAACAAAAAUAGGCGAGGCGAGGACGUACACCAUGAAACGUAAUAAAUGUUAACAGUAAAAUCUAACUUUUAAAUUAAGUUAAACACACACACAGUUCGCAAAUUUUAUACAAAAUGUAUAAGAUUUCACUAUCCAAACAUGAGACCAUAUUGAGAGAAUAUAUGCUUGAGUGCGAUUUACGUGACAUAGUAGCUUGUUCACAUUUUAUUUUAAUAAUCGGUAAUUUACUAAUAAAUUACACUUCCACUUUUAAACCAUAA
Molecule: messenger RNA, 2375 nt
Organism: Zeugodacus cucurbitae (melon fly)
Lineage: Eukaryota; Metazoa; Arthropoda; Insecta; Diptera; Tephritidae
Gene: mRNA-cap
Product: mRNA-capping enzyme
Exons: 8
Coding region: 174-2126 (650 amino acids)
Biological process (GO): 7-methylguanosine mRNA capping; dephosphorylation
Molecular function (GO): ATP binding; protein tyrosine/serine/threonine phosphatase activity; mRNA guanylyltransferase activity
Source: RefSeq, a predicted model, not a curated record